AAUUUUUUUUAUUAGACUUAUGGUCUGUCUGGCUAACCAGUUACGCAAUCAGUUAAAUUUAUAUAGAUGUUAGAAAUGACUGAUCGGAUUAUCAACCUUUACAUUUUUGACACAGUCUAGUUUUUUCUAACAUGAUGUCUUAGGUUCAACAACUAUUCAAAUAAGCUUUUAUAAAGCACUAUGACAUCAUCCAGGUUGUUAGCCAAAUGAAAUUAUUAAUGUGUCAUGAUCAGUCCAUUGUCUGGCUAAGAUUGUGUACCCUUAUCUUACCAUUUUCAUUCUCUUCAGGUCAACAUUGGUCAAUCACUUUUGAAGGUUGGAUGUAUAUUUUCAUACUCCUUUUCGCAUCAGUCUAAGUGGCCUGAAAUAUUAAAAGUGAGAUUUACGGGGGAGAGGUGGUUAAAAUCUGAAUAAACCAGAUAAAAUCAGAAUUCCCAACAAAUUUAUAAACCAAUCAGAAGCUGAGUUGAAAGAACAAAAAUUUAAUUUAUUAAUUUCAUGGGCUAAGUCAUGGCUCUAAAUGUCAGUACCAUGUUUUGAAUCACAUCAUUAAGAAGAGAGGACCAUUCCAAAUUACUACGUCCUUAUUUUUCUGGUUUUCAAAAUAUUAUAUCACAACAGCGACUUCUGGUUCAGCUUAAUAAAUGGAUCAAUUUAACGGUCGAUCACAUCGAUUUUACUCGCCCGGUGUCAAUGAGAUGGAUGAAGAAAAUUUAUAUCCACCGUUAAGUGGAGGAUUAUACAAUCAUAAUCGAUUAAAUCGAAUGACAUUUUUCUCAACAACUUCAUCAAAUUCAUCUCUGGCCUCAGGAUUAUCAGAUACAAAUUUUAUUAAUUUAGAACAGACAGCGGCUACUGGUAAUAGUAGUAGUAGUAGUACAACUAAUCGUUUUGGAUUUUCUGACGGAUUAAUGAAUCAUGAACAUACUGAUAAUGAUAGACAGCAUUUGAAUGUGGUCCGGACUAACAGUUCUCAUAAUUCUUCAAGAUUUAUGUAUAAUCCAUUAAAUGUUUACGAUGCUGGCGAGAAUAUACCACCAGUUGCAAAUUCUGAACAUUACAGACAAACGUAUAGUCCUAAUUUUAUACAAAAUACCAGUGAUUCUAUUAGUAAUGAUUCUGGAGUAUCUCCAUACUGUUCAAUUGUAUCAUUCCAAAAUAAUAUGAAUGGACAAAAUUUCUGUAUUGACUGUCGUUACAACCAUAUAAUGAUAAGUGGACAAGUGUGUUCAUGUAACUGUCAUAAUGAGUCAAAAGAAGUUACAACGACAUCAAUACUAAAUUUCAGUGCCAAUAUGAGGAGUGCUCAUUUUCUAAAUCGACCCUUAUCGUCUGAUAAUUAUCCGACACCAACUAAAUAUUCGUGGAAUAGCACCUCAUCAUUAUCAGAAUCAAUGACACAUCCAGUUCUCCCUCCACUUACAAACGCAUUGACUGAACAGUGUAAUCAUAAUCCCGUUAAUAAUCAUAAUACAUUCCGCUAUUUUGGUGUAUCUUCUCCAAUUACAACUGAUAAUUCCCCAAGUGGAUACGAUUCAUCGAAUGAUUCACCAUCUCCAUCAGCACUAGAGUUAACCGGUGAUGUAAGAACAGUAAAUUUUGUUUCUCACGAUCAACCUCCAUUAAGAACAUGAUGACGAUGAUGCAUUUUUCAUUCUUUAUUUUAAAAUAGACUAGUUUUCUUUCCUACAAAUGUUAUGCGUACAGAGAAAUCAUAGAAUAAAACAUGAGAAAUUAAUGAACAUUUAAAAUCCCAAAAAGCAGAGUUCAGACGGUAGUUAUGUCGAAUGAAUAAGUGAAUAAAAACUUUACAAAAUUCGGCGACUAAUUAAUUACAUUAAGUAACACAGUGUUACUUCUGCUCCAAAUCCUUAUUUAUGUAUUCUUUACCUUUGUACUUAUUUUGAUAUUGCUCUUUUGGUAAAAUCAUUUAGUACUUCUAUGCAAAAAUAUUAGAAAUAUUGUUUUUCAAUCCCGGUCUCAAUGCACUAGGUAUUUUGUCUUGUUUUGUUUUUUAAAAUGGAAAUUAUUGUUUUACUCAUUGACCCAAUUUUGGUCUUUGUAUUUUUUUUUAAAAAAGAAAAAAGAAUGAAAUUUAUUAUACAAUUAAAAUAUCUACAUAUUCUCAACUCCCUUCGCUAAAAAGCAAACUCUAUACUCGAUCUCAUUUACAAAUGAUCUCCGGUUACAACUGUAAUGAACUUUGUUUAUUUUUUAGGAUAUGAAAAAUUGAAAUCAAAUUGUCAAAUGUGUAUCAAUAAUGAAUUAUUUUUCAGAUGGAAAUGCCCUUGAAACUUUUGUUUUCUAUAUGGGUUUGGGGUUGUAAGCAGCGAGACUAUC
Molecule: messenger RNA, 2340 nt
Organism: Schistosoma bovis
Lineage: Eukaryota; Metazoa; Platyhelminthes; Trematoda; Strigeidida; Schistosomatidae
Source: the annotation of a GenBank genome assembly